Rhagoletis pomonella (apple maggot) is the source of this 1483-nucleotide messenger RNA. It is a transcript of the gene Tpc1, whose product is annotated as mitochondrial thiamine pyrophosphate carrier. Gene Ontology annotation, molecular function: thiamine transmembrane transporter activity. Gene Ontology annotation, biological process: thiamine pyrophosphate transmembrane transport. Lineage: Eukaryota; Metazoa; Arthropoda; Insecta; Diptera; Tephritidae. Gene Ontology annotation, cellular component: mitochondrial inner membrane. The record is from RefSeq and is a predicted model, not a curated record.
CGGACGGAAUUCCAGUGUAUCUUGAUGCAAGGUACAUCCCUACAAUUACCUUGGUGAAUCUCUUCUAAGGAGUUUGUGCAGAUCCUUAUAAGAAAGCAAAAGCUGAAACCCCCUAAAUAUAAUACAAGAGCCAAACACACUGCUAAAUAGAGUUGGACUCUUUCGACCGCAGCAAUGGCGAUACAAUUAGAAAGCUCUAAAGCAAGUAAAAUUACAGCAGCUAGCAGUAGUGAGGACACUACCCAAUCACAAUCACUGGAUAUCGACAACCAACGCCCAGCGCCUGACUUUACCACAUACAUAAAAGACAAAUGGAAAAGACAUAGUGCAUCGGAGCAAGCGAGUCAAAUAAUAGCAGGUGGUUUAGCUGCCGCCAUUACGCGUACACUCUGCCAGCCACUAGAUGUCCUAAAAAUUCGUUUCCAACUGCAAGUUGAACCUCUAAAGGAGCACGUCAAUCAGCAAUCAAAAUACACAAGUGUCGCGCAAGCUCUCCGUACUAUUUACCGUGAAGAAGGUGUACUCGCUUUCUGGAAAGGUCACAAUCCAGCUCAGGUGCUUAGCGUAAUUUACGGCAUUUCACAGUUUUGGACUUAUGAGCAACUCAGUUUGGCCGCUAAACAAACAGUCUACCUCAAAGAUCAUGCUAACUUAGCGAGUUUUCUUUGUGGUUCCGCAUCCGGUGCAGCAGCAGUAAUACUCUCAACACCUAUGGAUGUAAUACGCACGCGUCUCAUAGCACAGGAUCAGUAUAAGGGCUAUAGGAAUGCAACGCGUGCAGUAACAGCGAUUGUUCGCAAUGAGGGUGUACGUGGCAUGUACCGCGGACUUAAUACGGCGCUCCUGCAAAUCACACCAUUAAUGGGUGCAAAUUUCAUGCUCUAUCGACUUUUUUGCAAAUCAGCUAUGCAAUUCUACGAAGUAGAACAACGAAGCGCAUUGCCUACAUGGGUGCUGCUGUGUUUGGGUGGCUCUUCGGGUAUGUUAUCCAAGUCUCUGGUAUAUCCCUUUGACUUGUUGAAGAAGAGGCUGCACAUACAGGGGUUUGAAUCCAAUCGUCAGACAUUUGGCGAGAACAUACGUGCACAUGGAGUUUAUAGUUGUCUGAGACAAACUGUACAACAAGAGGGUCCAGCGGGUUUAUACAAAGGCAUGGCGCCAACACUUUUAAAAUCUAGUAUCACAACGGCUCUAUACUUUGCUAUUUACGAUAAACUAAAGGAAAUACGUUGGUUUGCCUAACUAGCAAUUUAUAAAGGAUUAAACUUAAGACUUGAAUAUAUAUUACUUUUUAUGUUUGUAAGUAUGUACGAGUCCUUUAAUACGCUAAAGAUAUUCCGAUAAUGCACUUGACGAUUUUACGUAUAUAAGGAAGAAUACGCGCAUUCAUUCUGUAGCUAAAACAUUACUUUUCCAACAUAUUAACAUUUUCACUUUCAUGUAUGUUUUCUACGAAUUUUAAAAUAUUUAUGUAUGUAAGUAC